Messenger RNA from Xyrichtys novacula (pearly razorfish), 5712 nucleotides. The record is from the annotation of a GenBank genome assembly. Lineage: Eukaryota; Metazoa; Chordata; Actinopteri; Labriformes; Labridae.
CGUUUCGUGGAAGAAGAACUGGGUCAACGCUGAGCAAAUAAGCACGAAGUAUCACUCCGCUGCUGUCGCCCAGGAUGAAACCUCUGGGGGCGUAGUAUCUUUAUUGUCUAAAUAGAGGUAAUUUUUAGUUUUAUUCAAAGAUUAAAGUACAAAUUCAACAUAAUUGAACACGGAGUUUCAAUGUAUACCUUUUUGAACAUUUUCAUAUAAUAAAAAUCGAUUACAUCAUAAGUAAGGCCUGCGGUUGGGUACAAAGUAACCCAUCUUCACUCACUUUUGUUUAGAGGAUCUUUGUAGUGUUUGUCUUCGACCUGUCUCUUCGUUUAUUUCUCACAGUUUUUCGCUUCAACGAUGAUAAAAACGGGUCUUUGGGGACUGAGAACCGUCUUUGGACGAGGACAGGUACUGUCUGCGGCUGCUGCGAGGUAAAAUACAUCAAAAUAUUCGCUGUUUUGUCGAGUGGUUUGUCUUUGAGGCUGAGAAAUGUUUUAAACAUAAGGACUAAAUUACAUUUUCGUUGUGAAGUCUCGAACGUUUGUCGAUGAGCGGUUAGUCGAGCCAGUGGUCAACCGUCGGUUUAAGUGUUUUUCUAUUAUAACCUCCGUUGAUUUAACCCUAGACGACCUUUGACACACUUCCCUUACAUAAGGAACUACUACUGUACAACUAAAUAAACCUAUUAGCAGACGGAGUAUAACUUUACUGUUUGUUUGACUGAACUUUGGUAAAACUAACAUUCAUGAAUUCGACUCAUAACUACACAAAUUAAAGCAAAGUUAACAACUUCAUAUCAGAAAUCUUAUUUAUGUUAAACACAACUUGGAAAGAGUUUUAACAAAUUUUAUUAACCCUAGAACACUAUCACUAAAAUGACUAACACCAUCACUAUCACUAUCCGGUGAUUUUUACCCCAAAUAAUAAACCCAAGAAAAAGUCCUUAACAUCAAAAUAUAUCAAUAUAGGACAAUAGAUGACAAAUUAAAGUAGUUCAAUUUUAUUUUUUACUUUGCAGUUUCCAAAGGGAGGAAAAAAAGUUCCAUGAGGGGAUCAUAUAAAAAUGCAACAAAAUGGAAAUGAACCAAAAAUUCCAUACAGAUAUUAACUUAGUUUCUUGUGAGUCAUCCCUGAGAGAGAACCAAAAUAUGGCAGAUUUAGAGUGAGUAAAAAUGACUCAAAUAUUUCUUUUCAACAUUUAAAUUCCCUUGAAAAUCACUUUGUGGUGACUUUGUGAUAAUUAUUCAUAAGCACUGCGCUAAAUAAAGAUAACGUGCAAAUUCCAGGACCUUAUUCCCUACAUACAGCUAUCAAAUCCACCCAAGCCUACUUUACCCUCUAUCACUGUAGGAAAAAACAAAUAUGCCUUCAAAGAUGUCAAAGGAAAUCCUGAAGCUACCCAGAGACUAGGACUGGGCGAUAUUUCGAUAUAAGAAAUAUAUCGAUAUGUUUUAAAAUGAGAUAUGGAAUUGAACCAUAUCACAUAUAUGGAUAUACAGAUAUCAGAUUCUGUUUAUCAAAGUCAAAAGAAAGAAGAGGGGGAAAUGUUUACUGAGGUUAUAGUCUUGGUUGAGACUGUUAAGAAGAUAAGAAAGACAGAUCGGUAAUCUCAAAAUGAUGUUUAAAAACAAUCCUCUUAAACUGAGCGCUUUAUUUUGUUCUGUCUUUAUACGUGUAAAUGCUGCCCUCACUAGGGUUUGUCAUAUUUAAUUCUUUUACAUCUGUGGAUUUGUUAGAAAGGAGAAGAAAAUCUGCAUUUUAAUUUUAAUCAGCCGUUUAUAGUUGUCAAAAUGUUGAUGCUUUUCUUAUAUAAAUAAAUUUAUUUCAGAAAAAGAUUGGUCUAUUUUACUUAAGAUAUAUUUUUCAUUUAAAUGUGCGUCUCAUGGUACUCCUGUGGUUAUACAAUGAAUUUAUAUUUACAUUUUAUUGUUUUUUAAACAGCUUAGCAUAAUUUUAUCAUUUAAAUUUCUGAAAGGUUAUGAAAGGGAAGAAAAAUAAACACUGAAUAAGUUGUGUAACACUCUCAGACAAACGCCUGAAGGGACAUUUCCAAGAAGAAGGUUUGUUACUCUUCCACUCACAUAAACCCCCAGUCCCAGCUUUUUUCUAACUGGAGUUGCAUAAUUCAACUCAAACUUUUAAUGUCUCUCUGUCAAUUCAGGCCUCUUGAUCAAUAUUUAACUUUCUAUAUUCACCUGUUUAUUUUGAAAGUAAAUCCCCGAGUCACUCAUCGCUGAAAAAAAGCGUCUAUUUACCCUCUAAAACUGUCGUUGCAGGCUACAGCACAGCCAGGCCCAGCCCCUCGGACAGGAUGCCACCCCACCACGUCCGGAGACUUCCAGCGCCAAGUCCCUGAUGGACAUCGGGACCCGCCGGAUUUUCAACGAGGACCAUGAUCUCUUCAGAGAAAGCGUGCGGCGCUUCUUUCAAGAGGAGGUCGUCCCAUAUCACAAAGAGUGAGUCGAAACAUGAGUAAACACAGCCAAAGUGAAUGCAACGCUUUUUAUCGGCGAGUUAAUCCGACGAUUACAUCUCCAGGUGGGAGAAGGCGGGUCAGGUGAGCAGGGAGUUGUGGGAGAAAGCCGGCGAGCAAGGCCUCCUCGGAGUUAUGAUCCCAGAAGAGCAUGGCGGCAUCGGUGGAGACCUGUUUUCUGCUGCCGUCACAUGGGAGGAGCAGUGAGUUUCAAAUCACAAACAUGAUCAGACUCUUAAAUCGGACUUUUCUUAACUGGGGUUCUGUAUGUGUCAGAAUGUACUGCAACUGCACAGGUCCCGGUUUCUCCUUGCACUCUGAGAUCGUCAUGCCUUACCUCGUCAACUACGGCAGCAAGGAGCAGAUCGAUCGCUUCAUUCCCCAGAUGGUUGCUGGGAAGUGCAUCAGUGCGAUUGCAAUGACGGAGCCCGGAGCAGGAAGGUUAGGAUUCAAACUUUAAGCUUACAGUUAAAAAAUACAGAGCAUGAUUGUAGCAUCGUGUAGCUCUGAUGAUGCGUUUUCGUUAUUUUAGUGAUCUUCAGGGUGUGAGGACAAACGCCAAGAAGGAUGGCAGCGACUGGAUCCUCAACGGCAACAAGGUGCUGAGAUGUUCAAGUUGAAAUGUUAAAUCGCACCUCAGCGUCAGCUUGACAUUUCUUUUCGUUUUCCUUCUCCAGGUGUUCAUCACAAACGGCUGGAUGGCUGAUCUCGUUGUGGUGGUUGCCGUGACGAAUCGGGAGGCAAAAACGGCAGCGCACGGCAUAAGUCUGUUCCUGGUGGAGGACGGCAUGAAGGGCUUCCACAAAGGGCGCAAGCUGGAGAAGAUCGGUUUGAAGGCGCAGGUAACGGAGCUGCACGUCUGCUGGGGGUCCUGCAAAGUGCCGAUGUUGGGGAAACGUUUUUUUGGGGGGUUACAGUUUUUCUUGAUUUCUUUCAGGACACAGCUGAGCUGUUCUUCGAAGAUGUGCGCCUUCCAGCUAGCGCCCUCCUGGGACAACUCAACAAAGGUUUUUACUACCUGAUGAACGAGCUGCCUCAGGUGACUAAAUAUUUGCAUUUGGAUUUUUUUUUAAACAAGUAAGUUUUUUUUUUUUUUUACCUCUUUUCUGGAAUCUAAGGUAAAUUUAGAAACUUUGGUAAUGAACGACUUUUUGUGAAUUGCACCCAAAAUUGCAUCGGAUAUUUGUGCGAUAAGCCAGUCAACACUUGAAAGCACAAAUAUUGAAAACAAAUGUUAAUAUAACAACAGUGAGACUAUUCAAGAUACACAAACCAGAAAUUUCAGGGUGCAUUUUUUUAAAAUUGCACCCAAAAUUGCACCUGUUGUUUGAGUCAUAACUCUGGAAAAUUGUGUUAAUGAUGACUGUGUGUACAGAUUUGACUAAUGCUGUGUUUGAGUUACCUCAGAAGUCAGAAGUCCUAAAUGACGUCACACCAGAGUUACCAGCGUUUCAGUUACCAAGUUGGAAAAAGCAAAAUCGGAGGCAGAAACAAGAUGGCUACAUCUACGAAAGUUAAUUAAUCUAAAAACUUCCUUGAUGAACAACUUUUUCUAAAUUGCACUCAAAAUUGCACUCGAUAUUUGUGCAAUAAUAAAACAACAGUGCAAUUAUUAAAGAUGCUCAAGCCCAAACUUCAGGGUGCAUUUUUUUUUUAAAUUGCACCCAAAAUUGCACCUGUUGUUUGAGUCAUAACUCAGGAAAACUGUGUUUAUGAUGACCGUGUGCACAGAUUUGACUUAUUUCCAGGGUGAUCAAUUAAAAAAACACUUAAGCUCAAACUUUAAGGCAGUAGUCUUGUAAAUUGCACUAAAAAUUGCACCCAUUCCUAAUUGUAAUUCAGUGAUACCUCGAAAACACGGACAUUAGGAACUCACUCUGAUAUUAGGGCAGAGAGGUCGUUUACAUGCUGAUUCUUUACUUCUUUCUGAUAUACUCUGUUCUUCUCUGAGGUAUCAGUCUGUGUUAAAUAAUCACUUAUUUUGUCUGUAGGAGCGUCUGUUGAUUGCCGACAUGGCUAUAGCGAGCGCUGAGUUUAUGUUUGAGGAAACCAGGAACUAUGUGAUGCAGAGGAAAGCUUUCGGCAAGACCAUCGCUCACCUCCAGGUCUGUUUUUUUGUUGUUGUUUAUCGUGUAAGUAGAUGCACCGCACUGGAAUUGGAAUUAGAUGUUUUUAAACAUCAUUGCAUCCGUUUAUUUCCCUCAGACUGUGCAGCACAAGCUGGCCGAGCUGAAAACAGAGAUCUGCGUGGGCCGAUCCUUCUUAGAUAACUGCCUUCAGCUCCACGCUGAGAAGCGCCUGGAUCCCGCGACUGCCUCCAUGGGCAAAUACUGGUGAGGAUCUGUUUUUAUUUGUACAGGACAGCCCGUGUUUCUGCUAUUUCUUAAUAUCCUCCAUCUGUUACCCAGGGCGUCUGACCUACAGAACAGGGUGGCCACUCAGUGCGUGCAGCUCCAUGGAGGAUGGGGCUACAUGUUGGAAUACCCUAUCGCAAAGUAAGUGGCUUGUAACCUGUCCAGGUGUCGGAUCUGAGGUUGCUUAGUCCCUCGUCAAGAAGCUAAAACUUGUCUCUCUUUUGCGUCUCUUUAGGGCCUUUGUGGAUUCCCGCGUUCAGCCCAUCUAUGGAGGCACCAACGAGAUCAUGAAAGAGCUGAUCGCACGCACCAUCGUCAGUCAGAAGUGAGAUUUUUGGAGGUUUUCACUGUGGACGAGGAGGAGCACUGGGGGAAGAGGCGGUGUGCACGGAUGGUCUCUGUGAAUUUGUCUGAAAAGGGUUUUGAGCACGGGUGAAGAAUGUGUCAGGGGGAAUGAAUCCCAACUUUAACAGAACAAGAAACACAAAAGUUUAAAUAAUGUACGACGAAAUACUCACGAAGGUAACCUCAUCUGUACAGAGGCUUUUCUGUAACUUUUGAUUCACAAUUUUGCCAAAAUAAUGACCUAUUUUUGUAAAUCCGUUGACGACCUUUUGUAGCAUUAGCUGUGUGUAUAUAUUGCUGUGAAACUUGUUGACUAAUGUUCACGAAUGCGUCAUUAAUAUAGCGUCUUUGUGCGAUUAAUUUAUCACAUCCAUAUGCCUUUUAUUUCUGCACCGUACAAUGCAAGUUAAUCAAAUAAAGACUGGUCAGUGUUGAUCGGAAUAGAAGGAGAAUCAAAUUCAGGUUGUCUGCAUCGUAAGGCGGCUUUGUCGGCGAUGGGUUGUUCAAAUGAAAGUCAAAUUAAAGGGCUUUGACUUGUUAUUUCCA